GGCAUGAGGCGGAGCGGCGGCGGCACAAAGGCUCCUCCGGGGCUGCGCGUUGCCUGACGCGGCCCAGCGCCCCCGGGCCCCGCCGUGCCCGGCGGCUUCCGCGGCCCCGCGGGACGAUGUCGCAGGAUCACGACAUGGACAAGACGAUCAAGGAAACCUCCAUUUUAGAGGAAUACAACAUUAACUGGACUCAGAAGCUGGGAGCUGGGAUCAGUGGGCCCGUUAGAGUCUGCAUGAAAAAAUCCUCCCAAGAACGCUUUGCACUGAAAAUCCUCCUCGAUCGUCCAAAAGCUCGAAAUGAGGUACGUCUGCACAUGAUGUGUGCAACACAUCCCAAUAUUGUUCAAAUAAUUGAAGUUUAUGCUAACAGUGUGCAGUUCCCACAUGAAUCCAGCCCCAGGGCUCGGCUCCUAAUUGUAAUGGAGAUGAUGGAAGGGGGAGAGCUCUUCCACAGAAUCAGCCAGCACCGGCACUUUACUGAGAAGCAAGCGAGCCAAGUAACAAAGCAGAUAGCUUUGGCUUUGCAGCACUGCCACUCACUAAACAUUGCACACAGAGACCUCAAGCCUGAGAAUCUCCUCUUCAAGGAUAACUCUCUGGAUGCACCUGUUAAAUUGUGUGACUUUGGGUUUGCCAAAGUAGACCAAGGUGACUUGAUGACACCCCAGUUCACUCCCUAUUACGUAGCACCUCAGGUAUUGGAGGCACAAAGAAGACAUCAGAAAGAAAAGUCUGGUAUUAUCCCCACCUCUCCAACUCCUUACACUUACAACAAGAGCUGUGACCUGUGGUCCCUGGGGGUCAUUAUCUACGUGAUGCUGUGUGGAUACCCCCCUUUUUACUCCAAGCACCACAGCCGGACGAUUCCCAAGGACAUGAGGAAAAAGAUCAUGACAGGAAGCUUUGAAUUCCCAGAGGAAGAGUGGAGCCAGAUCUCAGAAAUGGCAAAAGACAUUGUGAGAAAGCUGCUGAAGGUCAAACCUGAGGAACGCCUGACCAUUGAGGGGGUGUUGGACCAUCCCUGGCUCAAUUCCACGGAGGCCCUGGAUAACAUCCUGCCCUCUGCCCAGCUGAUGAUGGACAAGGCCAUGGUGGCAGGGAUCCAACAGGCUCACGCAGAACAACUUGCAAACAUGAGAAUCCAAGACCUCAAAGUGAGCCUGAAACCCCUUCACUCCGUGAACAACCCGAUCCUGCGCAAGCGGAAACUCCUGGGCACCAAGCCAAAGGAUGGUGUUUACAUCCAUGACCCUGAGAAUGGAAGCAACGAUUCCAACGUGGCUCUGGAGAAGCUGAGAGAUGUGAUUGCUCAGUGCAUUCUACCACAGGCUGGUAAAGGAGAGAAUGAAGAUGAGAAGCUGAAUGAAGUGAUGCAGGAGGCCUGGAAAUACAACAGGGAGUGCAAGUUGCUGCGAGACACCCUGCAGAGCUUCAGCUGGAAUGGCAGAGGAUUCACAGACAAAGUGGAUCGACUAAAACUGGCAGAAAUUGUCAAACAAGUGAUUGAAGAGCAGACAAACUCCCACGACUCUCAAUAGCUGGAGCUUCUUAAUCUUAUUUUUUUUACCAUUUAAGAUUUAUUCUUUAACUGUAAAAAGUAUUUUUAUGUAAAUUAAUAAAUCAUAAUUAUUUCAUUAAAUUUCCAUACUGCUUGAAAAUGCUGUAUAGUUGUAGAUACAAAAAAAAAAAUCAUUGGUACUGUAAUAUUUUUUUAAAACUCAGUUCCUUGAGGUAUAUAUGAUCACUUAUGUACUGUUAAUCAUGAGCCCCCUAAAUGGGGUGGAUUUUAUUGUUAAAAACCAUUCUUUUUCUUAAUAACCAGUUGCAGAAGCUGCCUUUCACCUGCCACAUCCAGCCCCUGCAGUGACUGUAUGCGAAGGAGAGCCACAGUUUCUCAAGCCCCUGCUCAGUGAGUACUUGAAGCAAGUGCUGUGAAAUCCAAAUUCACAGCUCCCCUUGGCAUCUAAAUUCCAGGUCUUUAGGUAGAGAAAAAUCAAUUCAAUACCCUUCAGUUUGGCUUGCUGCCUUGCCCAGGCACCUGAGGCCAUGUGCUUGCUGGAAUUUUCAGUUCUGAGCAGUGACUCUCUUUUUUUUUUUUUUCUUUUUUUUUUUGUCAUCUUCCCCAUCUCCCUCAGACCUUCUGUAAGGCUUAACCCCCUCUCUUUCUUCCUCCUCAUCUUCCUCAGAGCUUUUUUAAGGCUGAAUCAGCCAUUCAGCACAAAACUCUUCUUUUUCUCACCUUGUCCAACAACAGAAGAGAAGAAUGUUCAAGUUCUUAUGCACAAGUUAUUUUAAUUUCCAUGGUGGGAUCUUCUAUGGGCCGAGACCAGCCUGGGGUUUGUUUGUGUGGGAUCCACCCCUGUAUUCCCAUUCUUUCCUUCCUAGAAGAUCCAAGGCUUGGGUUCAGACCUGUCCUCUUGUUUGGCAGAGCUGCUCCUGGGCAGGCUCCCAGUGCUCUGGGGAACCCUUGGGAUCUGUCUCUGGAGCCCAAAUUCCCCUCUCUGAUGCCUUCAAGCUCCUUCUUGGGGGAGCCACAACUGCAGGGCUGCUCCUUGCCACACAUCCUUUGCUGCCUCCCCAGGGCAGGUUCUUACUCUAGUCUGGAACAUUGGCUCCAAAAGCUGCUUUUUUUAAUCCUGAUAAAGCAAACCAAUGGGAAGAAUCUGUACAUAGUUCUAGUUUUCUACCUUUUCUGCUUCUCUUUCUUUCGAGACCGGGCGGAGGCUUUUUAUAGAGCUAUUUUGGUACCAAACCCGUGCAGACAUCGGGUGAGUUUGGUCUGCAGACUGAAGUGCCAACCCAGGGCCAUCAGUGACCACUCCUGAACGUUGUUGUCUUUCACAGCUCAUCCAUUUUUGGGUUUACAUUGACAAACCUGAGCCAUGAAUCUCCCAGUUCUCUCUUACGGAAGUCCAGCCUUGUUCUUUUUUUUCUCUCUUUUCUAUACCAAAACUUCCUUGCAGCUUUAGCUGGAUGGCAAAGCAGUGUCUGACUCUUUCUAUACGAUUUUCUAAAGGUGACUUGUUUUUUCUACGUGAAGGAGAUGCUUUGUUUCCUGUUCUCUUUUGUCAGCUUUCCUUAAUCCUGUGGACAGUUUUCCAAUGCCUGAUUUAUUGCAGGGUAAGAACAGUCCCUGCUUAUCCAUCCUCUGAUGGGAGCAAGGAGUGUUUGUGUGAGCUGGAAUUGUACCUCUGACACUAGCUGGAAUAUUUGUGCACUGACCUGUUGAUGAAAACUGAAGAGAAUUGGCAAAAAUUGAGAGUUUUUGUCAUUUCUUGGCUGUACCACCAAGCCCUCUUACGUGCAUUUCUGUCCUUAUUCUAAUUCUAGGUCAUGUCUUGAAAUGGUUUCAUUUUGAACUUGAAAUCCAUGUUUUUUCUGGGAAACUGAAACUUUCAAGUGUGGCAAAUAGAGACAGAAACAAGGAAAUCACCUUUGUUUGAAUGGCAGAGCAAAAAAAUCCCCUCAAAACGCACUUUGUGACUCUGCCCUCCCAGGAGGAAAACCCUCAGGCAGUUUUUUGGGAGCCAGAAUUUGUAGGCAGGAAAAUGGAUCAGAUUGGAGGUGCAGUCAGAAGGGAAGGUGGGAUCUGAUGUGUGUUAGAGGAUCCCUCCUUUUCUUCAUCCCUUAAGUGCUGCUGAUCCUGAGGUGGGAACAUUUGUACGAAUUUCCAAGGGCUUUUGCCAUAAGGAACUGCUUUUGAUGGAUUUACUCUACAUUUUCUUGUCUGUGAUAAAUACGAAGGGGCCUGAUCUGAAGCAGAGGGAGGAGGGACAGAUUAAGAAAACACAAUUUGAAGACUCAAGGUCAAAUGGUUUUGUUUUUAUGAGAAAAUUGAUUUUUUUACUCUUGGAAAAGUUCUGGUUUACAUUUCAAAGCUCAAUAACUUUAAUGGAUCCAUUUAUGUAUUUUCAAGUAGCAUUUGGCUUUCUCCUUCCUGUGUUUUGUUAUUUUUCAGUUGAAGCAAGUGCAGGACACCUUGUCUUGAUUCUCUGAGGUUUGACUUGGUAAUAAAGCUACUGAUCCUUUAUAGCAGACUGUGAAUAUUGUAAAUAUCUUGAGCUGGAAGUGUGGGAUCAAAGAAGACUUUCUUUGUACAAACACUAAAAAGAUGUGGGAAAGUUCUGGAGGUUGGUGGGUUUUGGGUUUUUUUUAGAAUUCUAUUUAAGUGAAGAAAAAUCUCUGAAAUCAUUUGACCUUUUCAAAAUUUUCUGUAUUAUCUGACUUCUCCUGUGACUUGAUUAUUUGAAGCUUUUCUAUAUAUUUACUAAAAGUUAGGAGAACCUGAUUAGUGAAAGAGCUUUUGAUUGGAAAUAGCAACGUCAAAGUUUUGCUGUCAUUACUUUUGGAUUUUCUUUUGGAAACCAGAGUCUGUCCCCAUGUUUAACUCCUGUGUGUUAAAAUGUUCUCAUUUCUCCUUCUCAGUGUUCCCUGUUAGUUCCUUUUGGAUCAGUAUUACAUUGUAAAUAUUACCCAUCCUGUAUAUAAAUGAUUUUACUAAA
This is a messenger RNA of Corvus hawaiiensis (hawaiian crow), 4502 nucleotides long. RefSeq names its product MAPK activated protein kinase 5 (gene MAPKAPK5). Gene Ontology annotation, biological process: negative regulation of TOR signaling; peptidyl-serine phosphorylation; protein autophosphorylation. NCBI's taxonomy places the organism in Eukaryota, Metazoa, Chordata, Aves, Passeriformes, Corvidae. Gene Ontology annotation, molecular function: calcium/calmodulin-dependent protein kinase activity; ATP binding; calcium-dependent protein serine/threonine kinase activity. The record is from RefSeq and is a predicted model, not a curated record. Gene Ontology annotation, cellular component: cytoplasm; nucleus. The transcript has 14 exons. Bases 117 to 1538 code for a protein of 473 amino acids.